Acaulospora colombiana is the source of this 2838-nucleotide messenger RNA. The record is from the annotation of a GenBank genome assembly. Lineage: Eukaryota; Fungi; Glomeromycota; Glomeromycetes; Diversisporales; Acaulosporaceae.
CUAUUUUGUAAUGGGCGAUUACCGUACGUCCAUGUCGCGAGUGACGAUCCCGUGGCGUGCAAGACCCACAACAAAAGGACGGCGGAGAAGACCGAGACGAGUGACUUUCUGGGCUUAGAAGUGGAUAAUAGGAGCGUGAUGAUGAUUCUCCGGGUGCAAUCACGUUGGUCGAAAGGGAUAGCUAGUUAUGGGUGGCAGACCGCCCUACCCACGGAGCGCUCUAGAAAAUCACACAAAAUAGCAGAAAUGACAAAAGUGAGGGAGAUGGUAGAAGAGAAGGCUUUGAUACUGUGUACUGAAUAUUGUAGCUAUUUUUGGGCUAUUUGGACGGUCAAGUGGGCCGGACGGAUGGGCGUGACAGAUGGAUCAAUCAAUGUACCUCGCCCUUCAUCACCACGAACGGUUAGAGUCGUCGCGGUGAUUGAUUGGACCCCCAAAACUUGUCUUCUCUCUACGACUAUCCCUUCUCCUCUCCUCCCCUCUCCUUCUCGCCAAAGUCCACGGCCAAGGGCACUCGCAGAGUCCCACUCCUCUCUCUUUUUACUCCACAACACUCUCGUUUAUAUACUCCCUCCGCUCCUCCUAACUAUGGCGACGGAUUACGAUCCCUUUGAUGCUAUUCUACAUCACAUCUUCAAGCAAACCCAAGGCCAGGCAUGGUUCAAGCCAACGGAGGAGUCCAUGCAAGUCAGUACCUCUUCGCGCCUCGACUCCGAAGCUGGUGUGGCUUUGCGAAUAGAAAACAAUCCUCCUCGCUUCCGAGUGUUUCCAUACGAAAACAUGUCGCUCGUCCCCUUUGAAGCUGCCGUCCGAGGCCUCAACCCGCUCGUGGCCGUCAAGACGCGGUCGGCGGCUGUUCACGCUGCGUUGGGGUUGAUUGGGCCCACGGAUACGGGCUUUUAUAUUGAUACAGAGACACGGAUUCAAGUCGUCGAUUGUAUGGAGCAGUUGCCUGCUGCCGAAAAGGACCAGUGCGCUGCUUUUGUGCGUGAUGAACGUGUAUUGGUGUGUUGGGCCGACAGUCUCGACAGUAUCAUUCCAAACUGCAACGAACUCGAUGACAAGCUCAUGGCGCUCGUCUGGAAAGCCCGUCAAGCGACCGUGGCCUCACAGGCGGCGCUGCAUCUUUUGCCGGUCAACCCCAAGGCCUCCCCUUUUCCGAAAAACCAGAAGCUGAAACCACCAAUGCUACCAAUGAAAAGCGACGAAACGUUGUUUGCCCCCGUUUAUAAUGGAAUUGGAGCUGCUCUUGCGCUUGCGAUGACACUUGAUGUUGUGCGCAAGCUGCUCUACGAGUUUUGGCUCGAUGGUUUGACGCUUAGGUUUGCCCUUGUCGCCGUCAUUCCCUUUCUCUUUUGUGGUUCCUUGUGCAUUGGACCCGUUGCCCAAUUCCAUCAAAACUCGAAAUACUAUUCUGCCGUCAAGCCCGCUGCCAAUCCUGUCGUCGACAAAAAGCUUCCCCACAUUACCAUUCAAAUGCCCGUCUACAAGGAAUCGCUCAAAGAGACCAUUGCCCCCUCUUGCGAAUCGAUCAAAAAGGCCAUGCAAACAUAUGCCCGUCAAGGUGGCACCUCUUCGAUCAUGAUUUGCGACGAUGGUAUGCAAUUGAUCGAUGAGGAACAAGCCAGUGCUCGCAAACGAUACUAUAUGGACCACAACAUCGGUUGGAUUUCCCGCCCGGCUCAUUCGAGCGACCCCGAUGGCUUCAAGCGUGCUGGUCGAUUCAAAAAGGCGUCCAACAUGAACUAUGCACUCAACAUUUCGCUCAAGAUGGAACAGCACCUCGAACAUUACAUGCAAAACGAACAAGCGGCUUUGAAUGCUCGUACGGCGGCUCAUCUCACCCGGGCUACCGAGCGCGAGCAGGGUAUCAUGGGUGGCUGGGAAGAACAAGAGGAUAUGGAACCCCUCGAAGAUUUGGCGCUCCGUGCGGCUAUGGAUGAGGUGUUUGCCGAGAGCGGACACCGGUUCCAGCCCCAAGGUGCCGGUGGUCGUGCAGUUCGGAUGGGAGAAAUCAUUUUGAUUGUCGAUUCGGAUACGAUCGUGCCCGAGGAUUGUCUGCGUGAUGCCGCCCGUGAGAUGGCCGAGUCUCCAGAAGUUGGGGUCAUUCAACACGAGUCGGACGUUAUGCAAGUCUCGCACAACUAUUUCGAGAAUGGUAUUGCUCAUUUUACGAGGAGGAUCAACAAGGCGAUCUCGUUUGCUGCUGCGAAUGGAGAGGUGGCUGCGUUUGUCGGACAUAAUGCGUUUUUGAGGUGGAGUGCGUUGCAGGAUGUCGCGUUUGUCGACCCCGAAGAUGGAAUUACAAAGAUUUGGUCCGAGAGCAACGUGUCGGAGGAUUUCGAUAUGGCGCUGCGGUUGCAACUUGGAGGGUAUAUUGUUCGAUGGGCUACGUAUUCGGAAGGUGGAUUCAAAGAGGGUGUCUCGCUCACGGCCGACGAUGAACUCAACCGAUGGGAAAAGUAUUCGUAUGGUUGCUCGGAACUCAUUUUCAACCCGCUCAUCAAGUGGUUCACCCGCGGUCCCGUCACUGGUCAAUUGCACAAGUUUGUGUGGAGCAAUGCACCCUUCCAUUACAAGCUCAGUAUGCUCGCGUACAUGUUUUCGUACUAUGGUAUCGCGGCCUCGUUCACGCUCUCGGUCAUGAACUACUUUGUGAUUGGCUGGCGUGCGCCGAUCGAUGGCAUGUACUUGCAGUCGUGGGAGAUUUGGGUGGCGAUUGUUUUCAUCUUCCCCUUGUGUGGUAACCUCGCUCAUACCUUGCUCGAGUAUCGUUUGGGACAAAAGGGACUCAUUGCCGCCUUCUUUGAGAAUAUCAUGUGGAUUCCAUUCUUGUGA